AAUCAGCGCCUCUGUAGUACUCUCUCGCCGUGGAGCCGUCCAAUCAGUGACGCGUUGCUCUUUGUUGUUGCGAUGACAUGAAAACAUUGUUGUUGCUGCUGCGGAGACUCACGGACAGACGAGCAGGAAGGACGGAAGGUUCUCGGGGCUUCCUUCAGGUCCGGGUUUAGUUAUUAUCAUUUUUUUUUAUUUUUUAGAAAAAAAGGUGGCAGUUUUUGUCUGUAAAGGAGCCGCGGGAGCAGCCAUGUCGGUCAAUAUGGAAGAACUGAGGCACCAAGUGAUGAUAAACCAGUUUGUUUUGACGGCUGGCUGCGCCGCGGAUCAGGCGAAGCAGCUCCUCCAGGCGGCCCACUGGCAGUUCGAGACGGCCUUGAGCUCCUUCUUCCAGGAGGCCAACGUCCCCGGGCAUCACCACCAGAUGAUGUGCACUCCCAGAAACACCCCCGCCACACCACCCAACUUCCCCGAUGCCAUCACCAUGUUCUCCAAACUGCGGGCGUCCGAGUGUGGCUCCGGCAGUGGGCCCUCCCAGGUGUCCAUGGCGUGCUCUCCACCGACUCACUCCUCCACGGCGGGAUUCGGCUCCUUCUGGGCGUCCUCGCCACCCAGCCACCAGCCGGCCUGGCUGCCCCCAUCAUCGCCCACGGGUCACCACAUGCAUCACAAUCACUACCACCACAUGCAACAGACUCCUAUGUGGCCCCCCGUCUCCCAGCCCAACGGCUCCCAGCAGCCCCCUGUUGUAUCGGCGCUUCAUGGACAGAGAUGAGGCUGAGCGGCGGGCUGAGUGAGCUCGGGCAGGGCGGGAGGGUCUGGGGUUUUAGGGGCGGGAGGGGGGAGGAUUUCUUGUUUCUCGUUUCUCUGAACUGAACACGAGCAGUUUGGCUUUGCUGCGAGCCGGAGGGCGACACUGGAGGGUCUCCGAGGACACUGAGAAACUGAACCCAGCCACGCUCUGAGCAGAACCCCAACAGAGCACUUACGGAGGAUCGGAGCCAUGAGACGUGAUUUUUAGAGACUCUCUUUUCAUUUGUCAGAAAAAAAUCAGACAGGAAGUCGACAAUAAACCAGCAGACCAAGAGGAGGACGAAUCAGACGUGUGUGUGUUUGGAGUACAGAUGUGCAUCAACAGGUCAGCUACAAAGUUUCCGCCCGGGCUGCAGACACUAACGUGAUGUCAGAGACGAUCCCAGUUUGUGCUUCUCACUGAGUGCCGAGUUGUUUAAGGAGGUUUUUCUGAGCUGGAUGGAAAAAUGUUGAGUUUGCUGCACACCUGCCAGAUGUGAACACAGCUGGAAGUGAGAAACUGUGCCUGAGGCAGAAAAUUUAAAAUAAAUGUAAUCUUGUUUAUGUCCAAUGAUUCUUUUUUUUUUUUGUCGUUCUCUUCACGAUUCCUGUUUCCACCUCCUGAAUCUACAGAUUUUUAAUUCCACUUACAAAUAAAUAAAACUAAACACGUGCUCUGAUUCUUUCACAUCUGCUGAUGUGAUGAAAUAAACCGCAGAUAUGAGAAGGUUGGACAGAACGUGACGUCCUCAGGCUUCAUCUGACAGUCAAAGCGUUACCUUUGUGCACAGCUGAGGUUCUUUCAGAAUGAUUCAGGCUUUUCUUUACUAUUUAAAUCAAAAAUUGGACUUAAAUCAACAAGUUUGUGUUUUGUCAUGGAAACUGUAACACCAUCAUAGACUGUAUAUAAAAGAUGGACAUCACCCAUAAAUUUGAAACGUCCUGUUUUAAAACAUUCAGUUGGCGACUUUUACUGAGUGACUUUGACCAUAAACUUAUCAGGAAAGUACAGCUGAGGUCAGAGGUCAAGUAAGUAAAAGAGUCGCCCCCUGUUGGGCAUUAGCAGGAAUGCAUCAUUUUCAAUAUUCACGCCCAGAAGCCACAUCAGUCUUUCAUGAGCAGUGCGUGCAUGUGCUUCGGGGCACAAAUUAAAAAAACGAAACCUAAAUAUCUCCUCCUUUUUAAAAAAAAAUUCGUAUCUUUGUUUGGAUUGAGAUCUUUCAUCUUUAUCGUGCAGCAGAUUUGAUAUUUUUCCAUUGCACUGAUAUAGAUGCACCGAUGUAGACGAGCUCAGUAAUGUUCGCCGACGUCUGUGGGUGGGGUCAGCUGUGAUGAUGAGCUGAGUGCGGCGAAUAAAUGACAGAAGAAGAAGAAGGUCAAAAAUGAGCUGAGAUGGAAAGUUUGCAAUAAGCUGCUGAUGUGAAGCCGGAUUAGAGAGCAGAACUCGAGCUUUUCUGGGUUGUAAAUAAAAAGAUUCCAGUUGAACUUCUGAGAGCGCUUCUAUUUUUUUUUUUUUUCUAAUGUCAGCUCCUCCGCCAUGUGUCUGCGAGAGGUUAAAGGUCGACUCAGCAAUUUCCACACAACCUUUCAGACACUCAAACGCUCCUACCUCCACCUGAGUGAGUGGGCGGGGCCCCGCGCUCGCUCUGAAUGUACUCCGCAGGACUUCCUGUUUGACAAGUCCUGCAUGCGUCACGGCGAGUAAAAUAAAGUUGCGUUUACGUCACGAGGAAGAGGAGUGAGGAGUUUUCAGGUUUUGUUCUGACAAUCAGCCGUUCGUGAACCGCGUUUAUUCGCUGCAGGAGGGGCGUGUCGGUCGCUGACAUCGGAGACUCUCAGAUUUAAAUGAUGCGAGGGAACUCGAGCGCUGUGAGCUAACAGGCUAAACGCUCAGCUUUACGGCAACGCCUGCACGCUGUCAGACUUUAAUGUGGCGUAACGCUGUCGAAACGCUGUUUACGCCAAAUUCCUUUUUACAAAGCGAGGACGCUUUCAGCAGAACGUCGCGGCGCUGAAAUGGUGGGAAAAUUGUUGCCACAGUCUGGUUUCCCUCUGAGGAGCCCACGCGUUAACCCUGAAACUGAACUUUAUGAAGAGAUUUGCUUAAAAUGAACUAAGAACAGAUUCUUAAUCAAUCGUUAACAGUUUAAUCGACACUGCUUCGAUUGUUGGAGCCUCGAUCGGCUCCACUGGUGGAAGCGUAACCGAGUAUUUAGAGUUAAAGAUGUAAACGUAACAGUCUUACAGCUGAGUCGUUGGAAAAGUUUAAGUGUGAAACAUUUGGACUGAAAAUCAACUAAUGAUCGGCUGAUCGAUCCCUUUUAAAGUUGAAUGAUUUCCAGUCCAUCAUGUCAGUAAACGCAAGUUUGGCUUUAAAAAACUUGGAAAAUCUGAUUUUUUCCAAGUACAAAAUUUCACAUUUGCGACUGAACCCACCAAAGCUUUGGUUUAUGGGCUCAGUCGUUGGUGGAUCGCACAGCCGCCGCCAGCUUUUCCACAGUGAAACGCGGAGGUCAGUGGACGCUUUUCAGGGUCGGAGCUUUUAAAGAGACCUUUUCCUAAAAGUCUUAUCUCUGAUGAUGCGUUCGCUGACCUCAGGGCAAAUUUUUUCCAGUCUGAACUCGUUCUGGACGAGUUGAGGCAAAUGAGGAGCGGCUGGAAGGUGACCUCCCGCCUGGUUUGUUGUUGGCGACGAUCCGCGGGGUUCGGAGGCUCUGUUUGAGAUUCCCGCAGCGUGGAUUAACCGGCCUGUCCACUCUGCUCCUACUCUUGUUUUUGCAUCAUAUUUUAGGCCUUUCAAAUCCAGCCGAGGACUUUACAAACUGGUCGAAGGGUCAUUAAAAGAUGUUUUUAGCUCUGGUCACUUCCUCACAGACUCUGAUCCACGACUCUGUUUUAGAGAUUUCGCUCAUGUACUUUUUUUUUCACUUCCUUUGUUUAAAUUUGUAUUUAUAUGUUUAAUAAAACAACUUCUGAUGUGUACUUC
Messenger RNA from Haplochromis burtoni (Burton's mouthbrooder), 3772 nucleotides. It is a transcript of the gene ubald2, whose product is annotated as UBA-like domain containing 2. Gene Ontology annotation, molecular function: protein binding. Lineage: Eukaryota; Metazoa; Chordata; Actinopteri; Cichliformes; Cichlidae. Bases 245 to 769 code for a protein of 174 amino acids. The record is from RefSeq and is a predicted model, not a curated record. The transcript has 3 exons.